CGUGACGUCACCGACCUGCCCUUCUACGCCUUCCUUCCCGUAAAAUAGGGGAAAACGAGGAAAAGGGGCGAGGAAAAAGAGGCGGGCGAAAGGAGAUACGGCGUGAGCAGCGGAAGGCAGAGAGAACGCACCUCCUCGCCCUUCAUUCACCACUAGCGCGGAACGCGCGCGCGUUUUGCCUGCGCAGUGUUCGUGCGACCGCGCCAUCUGUGGGGCGCGCAGGAAAGUCAAACCCGGUGCUCGAACGCCCGCCGACACUUCGCUCGCGCCGCGGCCGACAGCGACUUGUUCCGGCCGCCAGCGCACCCGAAGGAGGGAGGACAGCACCCUCCUCCUUGCUUUCCUCUCCUUUCCGCGCCUUCUCUCCCGCACAGCUACUACGCGGCUUGUGACACGCAACGCUCGGCGCGAACACUUAGUCGACGUCGCUUGUCGUCGUCGACGGUGGUAAACAACGGAUGCCUGCUCGGACGACGGGUCUGACGACGACGACGACCAACACGACGACAACGUCAGCGCUGCGGGUGCCGAGAACGACGUCGCGGCGGUCGGCCUAACAGCUGUAGAAAGCGCGGCACCACCUCGCCGUCGAGUCUACGCCGAGCGGGUGGUCUGCUGCCGCCGUUAGAGAGGGGGCUGCCGCAGAGACACGUCCCGGAGGAAAACAAAAAAAGAGACACACACUGUGAGGACAGCGGGUCCAAGCGGAGUUGUGAACGUCGGGGGAUCACGCAGAAAACGACCUUAACCCUUUUGUCUUGUCGCCGUGCGCGCUUGCCUUACGAAGCCGAGACAAUGGUCGUUCGCCACCAUCACCACGGCGGACAGGUGCAACCGCCUUGACGGGUGCCUCUCGCCGAAGCCACUUUCGCGCCAACGGGUUGUCAUUCAGGAGGAACGCCUGAGCACACUCCUCCGAGCAUCGUAGGAGACCGAGCAUGCCUGAACAGAGCAACGACUACAGGGUUGUCGUGUUUGGAGCCGGCGGUGUCGGGAAAAGCUCCCUGGUGCUACGCUUUGUCAAAGGAACGUUCCGGGAAAGCUACAUCCCCACCAUAGAGGACACCUACAGACAGGUGAUCAGCUGCAACAAGAACGUGUGCACGCUCCAGAUCACGGACACGACGGGCAGCCACCAGUUUCCCGCCAUGCAGAGGCUCAACAUCUCCAGGGGGCACGCGUUCAUCCUCGUCUACUCCAUCACCUCGGCCCAGAGCCUGGAGGAGCUCAGGCCCAUCUUCGAAGUCAUACGAGAGGUGAAAAGCGGCGAGACGGAGGGCAUCCCGAUCAUGCUGGUUGGCAACAAGUUCGACGAGGCCGAGUCACGCGAGGUGCCGCCCGAGACCGGCCAGGAGCAGGCCAAGCGAUGGUCUUGCGGAUUCCUCGAGACGUCGGCCAAGACCAACCACAACGUGCGCGAGUUGUUCCAGGAGCUGCUCAACAUGGAGAAGCGCCGCUCCGUGUCGCUCCAGCUGGACACCAAGAAGACCAAGUCGCAGCUUCGCAAGGAGAAACUCAAGGGCAAGUGUCUCGUCAUGUGAGGAAACAACCCCCCGACGAUCCACAGCAGAGAGAGAGACGUCGAAGCUCCGCCGAUGCAGUGAAGAGGAGGACCACGUCGGCAGCUGGAAGGUCGCAGCGGCGACUCGAUGUACCACGUAGAGCCACGCGAAUACACAAACACAC
This is a messenger RNA of Dermacentor silvarum, 1686 nucleotides long. Its product is annotated as GTP-binding protein Di-Ras2. Lineage: Eukaryota; Metazoa; Arthropoda; Arachnida; Ixodida; Ixodidae. The transcript is spliced from 4 exons. The record is from RefSeq and is a predicted model, not a curated record. The coding region runs from base 939 to 1541 and encodes 200 amino acids. Gene Ontology annotation, molecular function: GDP binding; GTPase activity; GTP binding. Gene Ontology annotation, biological process: signal transduction. Gene Ontology annotation, cellular component: plasma membrane.